Brassica rapa (field mustard) is the source of this 4950-nucleotide messenger RNA. RefSeq names its product germin-like protein subfamily 1 member 13. The record is from RefSeq and is a predicted model, not a curated record. Lineage: Eukaryota; Viridiplantae; Streptophyta; Magnoliopsida; Brassicales; Brassicaceae. Gene Ontology annotation, molecular function: manganese ion binding.
UCGGAUUCAACCGGGUCCGGUUAGUAUCGUACGAAUCUAAAAAACCUAGAUAAUCUAUAUCUAUAUGUUUAAAAAUGUCUUUAAACAAUUUAUAAAAAUGUAAAAACCAAUUCCGUACAGACGCGCAUGUCAAGCUCUAGUUAUUUAUUAAGACUGUGAUUGUGCAACGUAAAGGGAAAUUGUUCUUUUAUCAAUUUUGUGUACUUUUGAUGAUAAUGAUGAUAACAAAUUAGAUUUAUUAUUCAUAAAUUUAUAAUAAAAUAACGCUUGAUACAAGUUCAAUAUAACAAAGUUCAAACAUAUUACACUUCUAAUAUCAUAUAAUUUCAAACACAAAAUACAUAAGUUUAAAUAUCCAGCCUAACCUAUUUUAACAAAAUAUUUCUGCAUCAGCAUUAUAUAGUAAACUUUUGUAAUUUAACCAAUCUACAAAAAUUACACUAAAACAGAAAGCAUCAUCUUCAAAAACUUUACUAGAUCAGACUUCUUUGAGAAGUUUUCUCUCAUUAGUUAAACACAUAAAUAAAUAAAGUAUUGCUAACUUCAUCAUUAUAUACGAUAAAGUUAUAAAGUUCAUUUAGGAGGUCUGAAACUGAUACACAUGAACAAAUAAGAAAUUUUUAAAAUUAGUUUUAAAUUUGGAGAAAACGCAAGUUCCUUAAAAUUAACGUAGAAGAUUCCUUGAGAAGUUUACUCACAACAAACUUCUUUAGAAAUCUCAUUUUGCGUUAUUUCUGCAAUUACAAGUUAAGGAAUGAAGAAUUCUCAAGAAUAUGCUCUAUUAGCAGACUUCUUGAGAAGUCUUGUUUUGUAUAUUAUUGGGUUACUUUUGUAUUUAGAUAAAUUUUUGAUUUACUAAAGUAAAUUUCUCUAAAAGUCUUCUCUUGUAAUAAAAUUAGAUCAAAAGUUUGCAAAAACUUAACUUUUUCGUCUUAUUACGUCACAUGAAGUCUCCGAAAUGUUGCAAGAAAUCUACAUAGAUUAGUUAUGCAUUUGUCCAUAUUUGAUUUUAUAAGAGAAAGCGUUUAGAAAAUAUUUUAUUAUUCUUUAGUAAAUUACAAAACUGAUAUGAGCUGACUUCUUGUGAUACCUUAGAGACUUCUUCUGACAUGGGAGAAGACUUCUUUGCAAGUUUACUAUGAAAAGUCGAAUAUCUGAAAAAAUUUGGUCAAAAGCAAAACUAACCUCGUUUUAACAUAGACUUUUUGGGAAACUUACUCGAUUUUUUUGUUAGAUGAGAAGUCUUCGAUGUGAAAAUUUCAUAUAUAAUACAUAAAUCUGGUGAGAGGUCGUAUUUAGCUUCUUCAAGUACCCAAUUUUUUUUAGUAAAAGAUACCCACUCAUUAUUGACCAAGAAUCAUCAAACUUGAGUAACUUUAAUAAAAUAUAAUAUUAAAAUCCAAAAUUUUGAGUUUUUAGGAUGAAAUUAGAGAGCAUAUUCAAGAUAAAUGAUUUGUGUGUGUAAGAAAUGAGAUGAGAAGAUGUAUAAAUUGAUUUCUAGUUGUUAAUGGUUGUUGGUGAUAUUGAAGACAAUGACAUUUUCGCUAAUAAACGAUGAAGAUAAGGAUCUUUGAUUUAGUUAACAUAUUUUAGAAGUAAAUAAAUAAUAACAUUUUUUCGCAAAGUAGUUAAAUUUAUAGGUUGAAUAUGGCAAAACAAAAUUAAAAAAAAAAAAUUGUAUUUGAAAAGUUUGGUAUUUCUACAUUAGUAUUUAAAAAUUAUAUUAGUUUUGUAAUUGUAUUUAAAAAACAUAUAUAUAUUUGGUAUUUAUACAUUAAAAUAUAGUAAAUACUUACAAAACUAGCUCUUUAGUAGCUCGAACACUGGUUCGAUUGACGAAUAUGCGAGGGUAACCAAUAGACCACUUAGAUUAACAUGUUAACUAAUAUAUUUUGUAUAUAUAUAUUUGAUUCAUUUAUUAAACGGGUACCCGAAACUGAACCGAAACCGAACUGUAACCUCAUAAGUACCUAUUAGGUAUAAGACUGAUUUAUUCGAUAUACCUAGAACCGAAUGGUUUCUACCCGGAACCGAACCAAAUACUAGAAUGUCCAGGGCUAGUUUAGAUCAUUUUUGUUAAAGUCCUAAAUUGAAAUGGUUGGUUUAUAAGAAAACACAUGUUAGAAAUAUGGUCAAUGGUCAUUGCUUUUGUCAUUUUUUCUGCAGUAGUAGUUUAACUGUUUAAGAUUGGAUAUUCACCAACUAAAUGAUGUCUUUUCCCCCGUAAUUUGAUAUUAUUAAUUUUUUAAAAACUAUUAUUAGGCUUAUUUUCCUAUAUUGAAUUAGUCUUUACAUUAUAAAGAGACAACUAUUCCAGCCAUCUGGAUUCUGGGCCAAUAAAUUUAUAAAAAAAAAACAGACUUAUUAGUUAGAACACUUUUAAAAUUUUACAUAGUAGACUUGUUCAUGUUUGUUGUAAAUCCCAUCAAAUCAUGCAUUUAGCAAGUCUUCUGUAAAUUUUCUCGUAUUCAUACAUAUUCUUUCGUCAUAGCAGACUUGCAGGGUGUGCCGUAAAUCAAUUGAGCAAGUACGUCGUCAUAACUUAUAAUUGAUUUUUUUUGUCUAAUACCAAAAAAAAGGUAUGUUUUAGUCAUCGCAUACUUGCAUGUGAUUGAAUUUUUUUUUUUGUUUUUGCCAUCCAUCCAAAGCUAGAUCAAAUGAUUGAUUUUCUAUAUCUGCUAAAACUGUCAAAACAUCGACUAAUACUAAUCUACUAGGUAACUCAUCGUGUUUUUUUUUUAGAAAUCAUCGUGUUAAGGCAUAAAUAUAAGUAUUUAUAAAAUUAUAAUAUUAAAAUAUUCUUAUUAUAGAUUUUAAAUUGUUUCGUAAUUUUAGAUUUAUAAAAAUAAAUAAAAUGUUUUAAACUAAAUUAUGUUAUUAUUUUAAUUAACAUAUGAUUUAGAGAUUUUAUUUAUGUUAUCUUUUGGUAUAUUAGAUUGUAACAAUGCCUCUAAAUAUAUUUAUUUCAAUUCAUAAAUAUAUUUCCAAAAAAAAAAUUAUUGUAUCCUCUAAUAUUUUAUCAUGAAUUUAUUUUUUUAAACCAAUAUUCAUCCAUUUGUUCAGGUCCCAACUCAUCUAUCAUUAUGAAAUCCAAUUUGUCAUUGAUCGAUGGAUUCUUACGACAAAAUAUUUUUGAUGCUAUUUACCAUUUUCACUGGUAACUCUUUUCCUAUCUUAUGAAAAGCUAUAAAGCAGGAACUCGAGAUCUUAUGACUAUUUUUCAGUGUUUUUUUUUCAUGAUGGCAUAUAAAUCUUAACAUACUGAUUUUUUUUUUGCUAAGAAAUCUUAACACACUGAUGAUAAGUCGAAAACACUCCUAUUGUUGUAUUGAUCCACAUGGUGCCGAGGAUUGAAUUAUAAAUGGAUGCUCUUCAUAUCUCCAAGAACUCUCUAGUUGUUUUUCUUCCAUUCGCUCAUGUGUGUAUAAACACUUAGUUGUUUGCAUUUAUUUGGUGAAGCCAUAAAAGAAAUUUCAUAUGAUUAUUUUUAUACAUUAUAAAAUAAAAUUGUUGAUCAAAUUAUGAUGUAGAUUUCGGAAUAAGUCUUAGAUGUCUUAGAAAAUCUACACGUUGUAGAUUUCUCUAUAUUAAAUAUAAACUUCUGAAGGAUACAAUUAUAAAAUAACUUUUUGAUUUUUUAGUGGUCACAGUGUGUAAAUAAUAAUUCUGCUACUCCUUUAGGUUUGUUUGUAUUGAUUUGAAUAUAGGAUCUAUUUUUUCAUUUCAAAUCAAAAUUUUAGGUUAUUUUGGCAAAUCCCCUUUAUUAAUCUACCACACUAGAACCUAGAAGGUGAUACAAGGAAAACGCUAUAUUACAAAUCAGUAACUUACAGAAUCGUGGUGUGUACGUAGUCAUGCAAAUAAUAUUUUGAAUAAAGAUAGAUUAAGUUAUUAAUUGACUUGUUAAACGUUUUUGAACUGCCACAUUGAAACAUCCGAACUACAAAUGUAUAGAAUAACUUUGGACCACGUCAAAUAUGGCAUACGCUCUUACCUUAUAAAUACUGAGCUAAAAUGCUUCACAAUUUACAACACAACAAACAUAUAAAACACACUUGGAAACAUAUUACAAAACCACUUGUUUGAAAAUGAGGGUUUCAAUCCUGAUUACCGUAUUAGCUGUAGUCAUUUCCUUUGCCAAAGCUUAUGAUCCAAGCCCACUCCAAGACUUCUGUGUCGCAAUUGAUGACCCCAAAAAUGGAGUUUUUGUGAAUGGUAAGUUCUGUAAGGAUCCAAAGCAAGCCAAGGCAGAAGAUUUCUUCUACUCAGGCCUCAAUAAGGCCGGAAAAACCAAUAAUGAUGUCAAAUCCAACGUGACAACAGUCAAUGUCGAUCAGAUUCCAGGGCUAAACACUAUGGGAAUAUCCUUGGUUCGCAUAGACUAUGCACCAUAUGGCCAAAACCCACCUCACACGCACCCUCGCGCCACUGAGAUCCUUGUUCUUUUGAAGGGAACAUUAUACGUCGGUUUCGUUUCUUCCAAUCAAGAUAAUAAUCGUCUAUUCGCCAAAGUAUUGCAGCCAGGUGACGUUUUUGUAUUUCCCAUAGGAAUGAUACAUUUUCAGGUGAAUAUUGGGAAAAAUCCCGCGGUAGCCUUUGCGGGACUGAGUAGUCAGAACGCUGGUGUCAUCACGAUCGCAGAUACUGUGUUUGGGUCAAACCCACCGAUCAACCCGGAGGUUCUGGCUAUGGCGUUCCAGUUGGAUGUCAAUGUUGUCAAAGACCUUGAGGCCAAGUUUAAGAACUGAAUUUGAGUCAUUAAGAGUGUAUGUCUUUGUACCACUCAAGUAAACAUAUAAUAUGAAUUAAAAUCUACGCGUAAAAUAAAAAGGUGUAUCCACCUAAUUUGAUAUUGAAUUUUAAGUUUACUUUUCCUUAAUUGAUUUAGUCUUACAUUUUGUAAAAUGUCACGGUAAUAAAAGUUACUUGCAUAUUUGAAUAAGUCUUUAA